AUGAACAUUCUCACGACCGAGCUUGCCGAGUUUACCUAUGCACAGAUCCUCGAUGGACUCCCCACUCAACAAGCCAUUUUCGACUCCUGCCAGUGGAUUCACGACCACCCCACUUGCCAACUAAAACAUGAGAAGCUAUGCGACGGUUUCCUCGAAAAAGCCCGCGAAUUCCGAUCUCACUUCGACCCUUCAACCUUGGUCUUUGGUAAAGAUGUACUGGCUGCAUUCCAGAAAUCCCAGCCUGGCUCCAAGGAGUUCAAUCUGCGACUUAUUGAGCUUGUCGUUGUUGCUUGCCAUCAGAUUGGUGCUUCUCUCUUUAAGCUGGAUGGUGGAGGACAUCGGCAUGAGGUGCACAACUCAUGGCUGGCAAAAGCCCGCCAAGAGGAAGAGACCGGCACCAAGCGGCGCUUAUAUCACCCUCCCCCGGCUGCUUUUUUCCAUAGGUUUUACGAGAGGCAUGAGCAGUACCCGAUGGGUGUCGCUGAUGUCGUUGGGUACUGGAGCGAGGGGAGAAUCUUUGGGGGCGUUGUUGUCUUUGAUCGCGGAGAGAGUGAGCAAGAGUGUAAAGAUAUGUGGAUCCACGGCAUUCUUGCCAAAGGCCCGCGGACCUUGUACCCGCCCACGAAAGAGCAGUUUGAAGCGUUGGUGGCCUUCCUUUUGGCAGACCUGUCGUCUGGUCUCCACGUCGAUUGCCCCCUCCCCAUUCACGGGACCCGACUGAACCGGCCUCGCUGGGAUCCAUGGCUCUCGAUGCGUUUCCACAUAUUCAGAGACCGAUACGAGCGGGUCAUCCCGGCUCGGCCGCCGCCGCACCGCGUGACCCACACCUUUACCCACUGGCCCGAACUUGAGGACCAGUGGGUCAUAACGGAGAUGGAUAUGAGGAGAGAAUCAGGACAGCCUGUGGACAAAGAGGUAUUGAAGAGGGCUUACGAAGGCCUGACUCUCUUGACGCCGUCGUCGCUUCUAUGGCGGCCACGCAUACCCGAAUAUACUCAUGAAGGCUGCUGA
Phialemonium atrogriseum is the source of this 1011-nucleotide messenger RNA. RefSeq lists its product as uncharacterized. The coding region runs from base 1 to 1011 and encodes 336 amino acids. The record is from RefSeq and is a predicted model, not a curated record. The transcript has 3 exons. Lineage: Eukaryota; Fungi; Ascomycota; Sordariomycetes; Cephalothecales; Cephalothecaceae.